Aspergillus pseudoviridinutans is the source of this 480-nucleotide messenger RNA. RefSeq lists its product as uncharacterized. Lineage: Eukaryota; Fungi; Ascomycota; Eurotiomycetes; Eurotiales; Aspergillaceae. The transcript is spliced from 2 exons. The coding region runs from base 1 to 480 and encodes 159 amino acids. The record is from RefSeq and is a predicted model, not a curated record.
AUGGUAUCUGCUAAGAGAAAAGGCCUGGAAGGCGAGGAUGACAGCGCCAGUCAUCAGCCGAAGAAGGGCACUGGAAGAAAGCGAGGUGCAAAAAAGCAGAAGACUCUGUCGUCUGCACCCGCCCAAGCUACCUCAGCUGCUGCAGAUGGCUCUGUGUUUCCCCAAACCGAGGCUUCUGUAGCGUCCAGUGAUCAGGAGUUGCAGACCCCAGAAACCCCCACCCAGAAGCCUUCCAAACUUUGGACCAACGAACUUAGGAUCGCCUUGCUUGUCGCCGUUCUGAAGGAACUCGAUCACACGAUUUCGGAGAAGACCUGGCAUCAGGUUGCUGAAAACCUCAAACCAAUGAAGCCUAAUAUCUCUUGGAAUGGCGCUCGCUUGGAGUUCGGCCGUCUUAAAAGAGAACAUUGCCCCCAUACUGCGCCCACACCGACCGGCCGACAUGAUCAGCCCGCUCAAAACCCGAAGGACGAGGAUUAA